AUGGGGCGCGUACUGGUCGAUGGAGGGAGCUCCAUCAACCUCCUCUUCACCGACGCGCUAGAUGCCCUGCAAAUCCGGAGGAGUGCAUUGAAACCAUAUCCUACCUUCUUCAGGAUCACCCCCGGCUCCUCGGCCAAGCCGUUGGGGCAGAUCGAGCUGCCCGUCACUUUUGGUUUGCCGAACAACUUCAGGACCGAGAGGGUCCUGUUUGAUGUAGCGGACUUCGGGACUGCUUACAACGCGAUCCUAGGGAGACCAGCAUUGGCCCAGUUCAUGGGCGUUGCCCACUAUGCAUACCAGGCAAUCAAGAUCCCUGGUCCCAAGGGAGCCAUCACCAUUUUGGGCAACCAAAAGACGGCCUUGCACUGCGACAAGAGGAGCCUUGACAUGGUCGAGCUAACCUUUGGGUCGUAG
Phragmites australis (common reed) is the source of this 414-nucleotide messenger RNA. RefSeq lists its product as uncharacterized. Bases 1 to 414 code for a protein of 137 amino acids. Lineage: Eukaryota; Viridiplantae; Streptophyta; Magnoliopsida; Poales; Poaceae. The transcript has a single exon. The record is from RefSeq and is a predicted model, not a curated record.